AAAUCUUAUUUUCCUUUAUUUCGGCAUACAAUCGUCUCAAAAUUAACUAAAUAUGUAUUAAAUUAGACAAGGCGAAAAAGCAAUUGAAUAGAGCGAGUCCAGCGCAGAUUUGGUAAAUGCGCUUAGUCGUCGACGUCGGCAGUUGGCGGAGAGCGAGCGACAAUGUUUAAACUCGAGUCCUAUUUAACACCAAUUUUGCUCAACUACGUGGCGAAAUAUGUGAAGAACCUUCGCGACGAAGAUGCCCAGAUAUCGCUGUGGGCGGGCGCUGUUACCUUUCAAAAUCUCGAGCUGCGUUUGGAUGUGCUCGAACAGGAGCUCAAUUUGCCCAUUGAGCUCGUCUCGGGCCACAUACACGAGCUAUCCAUUCUGGUGCCGUGGACCAAGUUGACAUCGGAACCGGUGCGGAUUGAGAUCAAUACUAUUGAGUUUGUCGCCAAGCUGCCCAACGAGGAGAGCAAACAGCGUCGCGCCUCCCUGCUGCACGAACAGCGACGCAAACGCAAAACGGAUGUGACCAGCGAUGAGCAGCAGCAGCAUGCCUCUGGUGGCGCCACCACUUCGGGGUUGGUCAACAAGAUCAUCAAUAACAUCAAUUUGCAGUGCCACAACAUCAUACUGAAGUAUGUCGAGGAUGACAUUGUCGUCUCCAUGAAUGUCCAAUACCUGAACUUCUGUGCCGCCGACGAGAAAUGGCAACAGGCCAUGGUUGAUGCGAAUCCCGUCAAUGUUUUCAUCCGCAAACUGUUACAGGUAUCCGAUUUGACCAUAUGCCUGGACAAGCGGAAUACGGCUGGACGCAUUGAGGUGUGCCAGGAGCCGGUACUCUAUCGCUGCACCCUUGAGGUCCGUGUGCUCCUCAAAUACAACGCGAACACGGUCAGCACUUCGAGCACAACUCGAAUUGGUGUAUUUACCAAGUCGCUGGAUAUCAAUGUGUCGUCGCUGCAGCUGCCCAUGGCCAUGAGAUUGGUGAAAAUGCUGUUGGAACUCAAGCCCGCCGCCAUGGAAGAGGACACCUUUAGUUUGGUUGAACCAGUGGAUUCGGGGAAUGUUCCCGUCUCGCCACCUAGCAACGAGGCUUCAAGUUCAAUGCUCUGGUGGGCAUGGAACCUCUUGCCUAGCUUUGAAUCAGCGCCAGCUGCAGUAACCGACGAGGAUCCCAUUGGUCAUAGCUUCGAUAUUGGCGUCUAUGCGGAGGAAUUGAAUUUUCAGCUCAAGAACUCGGAGCUAAUAACCGACCAAGCUAUGGGCGGCAUUAAGCGGAUACGCUAUACGCCAAUCUUGCGUAUUAGUUUGGGCGGCAUUUACUACGAGCGGUCGCAGCUCAAGGAAAACGACUGGACGAAUGUAAGGGCGGGCCUGUCCAGCAUUUGCAUGGAACCGCUCGGCGUCUAUCGCAGUGAUGAUCCCAUGGAUCGCAGUUUAGUCAACACAAAGGAGUUCCUCAACGAGCGAGCUUUUAUCGACAAGAGUCUGUUUGAUGAGCAAUACAUGUUUGCGGAUCGGACGUGGUGCAGCAGCAAUCAUGAUGAUUAUUUUGCCCGCAACACCGACGAAUAUAUGCUCUUUCGCAGUCCAGUGCUCGCCUUUGACAUUGUCGAGUGCCGUGCUGUCCGGCCCAGUAAGAGCGCUGCGUCAUCGGAGGCACAGAUGAGGGAUAUGGGGCUGCGUGUCAAGUAUCGGGUGCUAUCGGCUGGCAUUACAUUCCAUUUUUCGCAGUCGUUUCUUCAGGUUAAAAAUGUAAUUAGUGAUUUAUUGCGUCCAUACGAUUAUCCAGGAUAUCAUGCAGAGUCCGAAAUUGAUGGCAUCAACACACCAGUGACCAAGAGUCAGGAAUACAAGAACAUGUACAUGACGUAUGCGGAUUCCGAAUACCUCAUCGGUUUCAUGCCCACCUGCAAUUACAAGAUCGAAUUACGUGACAUGACGGUCAAGUUCUAUCCCCGUCAGCAGAGUGCGGACAGUUCGUCUGCAAGCAAUCAGCAUCGGUUGAAUACCACUGUCAAUCAAUCCCUGUUGCCCUAUUUACAGCUAAAGUUUAACUUGGCCGAGGGUGUCAUUUGUGGCCCAGCGAAUCCGCAACGUUUGGUGCAUUUGAUUGCCCAUCUGCAGGAUAAGCCGCGUGAGAUAAUCGACUCCUGUUACAAUACCUACAAGUUCAAUGUGAAAAAUGUCACGCUGAUGGCAGUCAAUACCACACCAGAGAUGGGCAAGGCUAAGCUGCUGAAUAUACCCAGCAUGCAGGUGCAGUUCAAUCGUCUGCUUCUGCCCGAUCACUGGCGUCGCAAUGUGACUGCUCUGGAAACGGCCGAGAUACAAACGGAACUGGUCAAUCUGGAGUUCUCCAAGCGUGAACUGGUCCUCAUGAGCAGCAUCAUACCGUUAAUACUGUGCUACGAUGGCGCCCAGUUGGGCGUUCUCGCCAAGAUGGUGGCACAAGCCAACAACACCACGGAUGUAAUUCGGCUGCAAACGAUGAUCACCAAAGUCCGUCUCAACUAUCACAAAUAUCACAGCCACUUCAGCGUGCUGUUCUCGUUGCGCAACCUGAACGCCGAUGUCUAUCACACAAUGAUGAAUAUGCGCAACGUUGUCUUAUCGACAAAGAAGGGUGCUGCCAACAAAUGGCUGGAGUUGCAGUUACAGUUCCCGCUGGAGGAAUACGAGAAGAAGCACAAAAAGAUACCCGCGACGGCGGUCUGUCUCUGGCUGGAGUCUUUCCGUCUAACUCUCGAUAUUUAUCUGCUUCAGUUUCUCAGUUCUUUCGAGAACGUUGAACUCUGCAUAGAGAAUGAUAUCGAAACGGACUUUGAUACGGUUAGUCAGUCGGAAAGGUUGGCUUCGUAUUCGACGGUUUCGUUUAAUUCAGUGCCAAAGCUGACGCAAAGUGAAGUGAAUGUGCGUCGGGUGAGUCGCACAAAUAGUCGAAAAGUCUCCAUACCCGCGGAGACAAUACACGCGAGUUCCGAGCGCGAUGAGAAGCCGGCUACGAACGCUGAACCAGUUAAAGCGGCGUCCGCAAGCGAAGUAAUCACAACGCCGACGGGCAUUGAUUUGGGGCCGCUGAUGCGUCGACUUAGCACAAUGGUUGUGUUCCUCGAACUGGCCCAGGGCCGGAUCGAUGUGUGCGAACUGAUGCUGCGCAAGACCAGCAAAGAUUUGUCUGUGGAAUACACUUCGAUUCGAGUGCUGCGCAUGCGCAUCAAGUCAAGCAGCGGCGACGAUGUGCUACGUGGCAAUAUACGCACCACCAUAAUGGUGUCGAACACGCCGGACCUGUGCAAUUUGUGUAUGGAGUUCAGUGACUUUUAUGUGUGCUAUCGUCGGACGACCAAUACUGAAAUGAUUCUCGAACCGGUGCGUACAACCAUCAUGCUGGCCCUCUCUUCCAAGACGGCCAAGAAGCCUGCACCGUCGCGGAAACGUCAAGAUUCGUUUGUUGAGGAAUCCAAUAUUCAGACGAAGUCUCGAAAAGUGGAAUUUAACCCGGCUAGUGAGGAAGAUCCCGUCGAAGUCGUGGAGUCGCCAGACACAUACUCAAUUAAUGUGCACGUGGACAUGUCAGCGAUAAACAUUUUUGCCCGUCAUAUUAAACUUCUGCACGAGCACUAUUCGAUCAUAGCUGCCAUUCAUAAAUCGUUGCGUCUUUUGGCUCACAAUAAGCAGUGCCCUGAAGUUACCAAAAAACAAAUGAUAGAAAUUUACACAGGUAACGCACAGAAUUAUCCCAUUAUGAAGGAGUUCCUCGACCUGGAUCCCAACUUUGAGCCGCCUCCUAGAGACACUGGUAAGCUAAAAUGUUUCUCAAUUUUUAUUAAGAGAAUAAUAAAUUUAUUUCGUUUAGUUGGAAAACCCGAGGCAUCCGUGAUAUUCUUUUGCCAGUGGACUAUUCCACGGAUCUCAAUAGAAAUGGAAAGUUUUUGUGAUCACCGGCAACGCAAGUUAUUAUUAAGUUUUGAGGAUCUGUUGCUGAAUGUCGAUAGGCAUGAGGAUUUUACCAAAAUCACCACAAAAAUGGAAAACGUCAGCUUGAACUACUAUGAGGCGAAGGUCCUCAAUGAGUGGAAACUCAAGGAUAAUUUCCACAUUAAAAUGCUGGGAGAUAGUACGAAUUUGCCACUGAUUAGCGUUGUGGUCACAACUGUCAGUCUGCAGGAUUUGUUUUCGAAAAUUGGUGCUCGCAAUCUUGACAAGAAACGUCGUACAAUUUCUGAACUCCUCAUUGAGGUGCAGCCAAUUGAAAUGAUAUUGGAUCUGGAUUGUAUCACUGAAUUUUUGAUAUCUCAAUGCGAAUUACUUGAGAUAAUGCGCACCGCUAAUGGCCGGGAUUCCAACACGUCUCGAGUCCAAGAGACCGGCAUAACCACAGUGCAGGAUCUGCCGAUUGUGCAUCUGAACAGCAAGGGUAUCUAUAUAUAUGUGCCAGUGGAGACGGGAAAGAAAUGCUGCACCGUCCUCUUGAUGCGGAUUGAGAGCAUUAAGCUGUCGCCGAGUGUGGAGAAUCCGCUCGUGCGUCAUCCUAUACGUCAGGAUAUCUACAGCAAGGCCGCUGAGCUUAACAUGCUGAGCACGCCGGGUGCCCUUGUCGAGGAUCGCCAGUACGAGUUGAGCGUACGACAGAUUUCCCUCUCCUCGGGCAAUUGGCUGCAAACGCAAAAGUAUCGCUUGGAGGAGACUUUGACAAAUAAGCAUAGCAAUCCGGCGCUGGAGUGGAACAGCCAGACGCGUUCCACAGCACUGGAGUACAUGGAUAUAUUCAAGGAUUUUGAUUUCAUAACUGUCUAUGCGCCAGCCAUUCGCUACGAUCGCUUUCUCGUUUGUGGCGAAAGUGUCGAGUACAAUUGUGUGACGGACUUUGUCGCCACGCUGAAUACACAUCAGAUUCAACUGAUGUCCUGCAUUAUGCAGCGCCAGCAGCGAUUGAACAGCACUUUGGAUCAGAUCUGCACGAAAAAGGACACACCGUUCGAGAGUGUUUCGUCAACUUCCACACGUUCCAAUAAAUCACACAAGAGUUUAAAUGAUAAGUGGUCACAAACCUAUGCUAGAAAACGUGCCACUAUCUUGCCGAAGACUUUCUCGAGUGCAAAGAGCACCACGGACACUGUGUUCGGCUCCUGCCAGAGCGAUUCUGGCAUUAAUAUGACCAGCAAAGUGCGCAUAGCGCAAACACAAUCUUUGGGACAUAGCGCACUAGUCCGACAUAAACUUAGCUAUCCGCGCAGCGUCUCUUUUGUGGCUGGCAUGUUUGCCCUGAGGGUCUACGAUGUACUCGAGGUGGAGGAGCAGAUGAUGCUAAAACCCUUGCUACUCGUCACCAUAUCGCAGCCCAGUUUUAUGGCAACGCAAACGCUGCGUGCAUCCAUCACACAGGCUUCAGUUUUCGACUUUAGCAUAUACUUGGCCAAGUCGAUGGCCGAGCGCGAUUUUGUCAGCCAUAGCGAAGCGUUGAGUGGCCAAUUCACCGACCCGAUCUUCGAGACGCAACCCGGCACUCUGGGCAGCUCCGGAAUUCCACCGCCGCUGUUAACCGUCAAGGCUCACACGGAUCGCAACCAACAGGUCGAGGUAGAUGUUGAACUGUGCAGAUGGAUGGAACUGCGGCUGUGCGAAGGCAACGUCAAGUUGCUCACCGACGAUCUCAUUCACAUCUAUGGGUUGCUCCAAGCAACGCCCUACUUUCCACAACGCAGCGAACGACCCGUGGUGUACACAACCCCGCUUCGGCAAUUGAAGCUGCACUGCUUCAAUGCGGAUCGAUUGCAUCUGUCGUGCGAUCGCGUCACCGUUAAAUUCUACGAUGAGCCACAAACAUAUUGCUGCAGUGCCGUCUGCCUCGACUUCAUUGCCCACGUCAAGUUUAAUGCACGACCGCAAAAGGCCUCCAUCAAGUCGACGCUGGGCUCCAUUUAUGUACAGACGGGCGAACGGAUUUUUCUGCAUCCGUUGCUAAUGCGUCUCUCUGCCGAUCUACACAGUGAGACGUGGUGCGAUCAGCUCCUGACUAGCAUCACCCUUAAGCUUAAUGUGCUGCACGUGGACGCCAGCAUUCUGAACAUUGUCCAUAUGCGCAGGGCACGCGAUGGCCUCUAUAAUAUUAUGACACAUUUGAAUCGGCAGUGGCAGCAUUUCCUGCAGCAUCGCCCCAUGCUGGGUCAGCCGCCGGAGGUGCCGCCGAAGAGGCUGGCACAGUACACACCCUCCCACGACGCGAUUGUACGCUCCAAAACGUCGCACAAGCCGAAGCUGGAAUUCUAUCAGGAUGAUUUACGUGCUGGCGCCUUUCAGUUUGUCUAUUUGCAUACGGACACAAUGCUGCCGAUGCCUUACCAGGUGCAGAUCAUCAAAAAGAACUAUGGCAUCAUUUGCUGGCGCUAUCCACAGCCGCGCCAGAUGAGCAGCAUACAUAUCUAUCCCGUGCCAAUGCCGGUCGAGAAUCCCAUACAUAUCAAGUGCCGCAUGGAAUACUUUAGUGAGACGCAUGAAACCUUUUUGCACUACUGCGAUUUUGAGCUCUCCGAGAUUUUGAGCAAAGAAUUGACGCCACCGGAACGUAAUAUAAGCGCCACCAUUUGGCGAGUGGUUAUCAUGCAGUCUCUAAUCUCUGUGGAUGGUACUUGCUUCGAUACUGAUGAGGACGAGGAACUGCAAUCGAUUGAUAGCAAUCGUGUCAUGCAGGAUUUUAAGGGAAAUGUGGACAAUGAUUUCAUAUUGCAUCCAAAGGUGCUGGUUGGCUGCAUGCGCAUCGAUACCACCUUUCAUUCGGCGCUGGUGCCGAAAUUGCAGCUGCUGCUGUGUUGCCAGCAUAUGGAGUUGAAUUUCUUGAACCAACCAGAUGUAUCGGAUGUGUUGCCGUCGCAGCUCAAGAAAUACAAUUUGAGACGCACUACGGACAUCACACAAACGUUUCUCACGUGUCACGUGGACAAUCUGCAGCUGCAUGGAUCAAUCUAUACACGUACUAAUUACAACGUCGAGUUGGACUUUCGCAGUCGGAUUAAAUGCCUCGAUUAUGGCUACCUCAAUAUGCUGGACAUCAUGGAGCCGAUGAGUUUCCAUAGCUACUUGAGAUACAACAAAAGGCAACAUUUGCUGCACGCCAAUAUUUUGUUGGACAAAUUGCGCUUCAACUGCAGUCCUUGUGUUAUACACACACUUCUCUGUGCCAAAUACCACUGGCAGGAGCUAUUGCAGGAGCGCCAUAUUGUCCACACUCUGAUGCCCAAAUGCGUGAUUGUCAAUCGAAUGCAGACGCCUCUCACCUUUGGUCAAACGGGUACCGAUGAACGUAUCUCGCUGGCGCCACAAGAAUUGCGUGCAUAUUAUUUCUGUAGUGAUUUCCACUGCCAGGAGUUGACGUUCUUCAUCGAAAAUAGUGUAACGAAUCAAGUGGAGAUCAGCGAUUCGGUGCACAUUGCCCUCAAGUUCGAUGAUGAUGAUCUUGUGCGUCAUUUUCGCAUUGGCCAGCAUUGCAUUACGAUCAAACAGCGCAAGUUGUCCGCCACGCAAGUGUAUAUCCUGGUCAAGGGACAGAUCGAGCUGGUGAGCAUGGUGCCCUUUGAGCUGCUAACCGAAUUUCGCAACGAGGGCGUUGAACAAGCUGAGAAUCCGCUGGCCCAUUUGCUUGCUGGCAAGGGACGCAUCUCCUUCUUUCAGACGGUGGUGCGCAAUGCGGACAUCACUAUGCGCCUCAAGCUGGGCACGGGUCAUGCCAAGGGACGCACCGGUGACAUUCCACUGAAGCCCAAUAAUAGUCUGCCCUGGCUGGUAAAAGUGCCAACACAGUUGCCGCAACAGUUCAUCAGCUUGUGGGUGCGAAUUCUGCGCGAGGACAUUGCCCUGGACAAUGGCAAUGACAAUGUGGACAAUUUUCAGCCGCAACGGAUACUCGUCAGCAUUUGGCCCAUCUUUGAGAUCUGCAAUUGGCUCAGCUGCGAACUGCAAGCAACGGAGAGCGUCACUGAGGAGCACUUUGCCAUUCACGGCGAGGGUGGUUGCAAGGCCUUGAGCACUCCCACCACCCAUUCCACUGAGCAUUGUGUGAAAUUUGAUUUUCCAUGCGCUCUUGGUUCAGCUUCGACAAGCGAAUACACCUUCAUGUUGAAGUCGAUGGAUUGGCACAAGUUCUUCCACUUUGAGCCCGCGGAAUGGACGAUUGAGCAGACGUUGUACAAGCUGGACAAGUCACCGAAACCCAAAUGGCCGCUUAACAAUGCCGAGGAGCUGCGAAUUCAACGUCCUUGCGAGCUGCUUAACAUGCUGGACUUGCAGUAUCGGGUGCAGGCAACCCGCGAAUUCUCGUGCACACUGGGACUGGAAAUCGCCGCGUGGGGAACAUUUAUCAACGAUACCGGGUUCGAUGUGAGCAUCUGUGUCGCAAAGGAAGCUGCUCGCUACCAGAUCAGAGCCAAUUGCCUGGAAAUGCUGCCGGUGAUCAAUAGCCACUUUACUGUCGAUGUGCCCUUUGGCUCCAGCUGGAUUCACUCGAUGCCCAUUUGCAUGGAGAGUCAGACACAAGCAGCAACACCUACUCCAUCUGGUGGCCGCCAUGUCCUGCUGCGUGUUAAUUCCUUUGUGGACAUCGUUGUGGUGCGCAACGAUGAUGUUGUCCGCAUGAUGCUCGACUAUAAGCUGGAGGAUGGACGACGGGUAUUCAAGCUGCGCUCCAAGUUUGUCAUUGCCAACUGUACGGAUCUGAUGCUGUAUGCCCUGCCGCUGACCAUGGAUCACAAAGAGACCGCGGGACGCGUCGAUGUUAAAUCGCUGGACAUUGCCAAAAAUAUACGAAUUCUAAUCUCUGCCACGGAAAAGCGUAAUACUAAUAUUGGCUCCACCAUCGAGUUGUUUCACGAUUUGAAUGCGCGCAAGUCGAAGCACACCAGCGACACAGCAUUUGUCUACUUUGUGUGCUUUGUCGUUAACGGCAAUCAGGACAUUUCCAUACCGAUUCCAUUAUCAUUGCCGUUCACUCGUCGCUGCUUCAGUCUGCAGGAUGGUGCCACAUCCGUACCGCUAAUGAUAACACUGAUCGAAAAGGACAAUGUCUACUAUCUGAAUGUGUUCAGGGAUACAGCGCCUGCGAUUAUAAUCAGCAACAAUACCAGUCUCCGGUUUGUGGUUGCCCAAACAAGCGCCUCGGGCAACAGCAAUGUGACCUGCACCACGCCCGAGUUUGCCGGGAAGCACUUUGAGUGGCACCAGCUGAUUGCACCGUUUAGCAAGUGCUACUACACACCGCCGCAGAUGUAUGCCAAUUUUCCCGAUGUGGAAUUCACCAUGUGCAACCUGUCCCUGUCGCUUUACAAUGAUGAAUCAAGCAAAAGCAAGUUGAUGUGGUCGAAGCCGAUACGCACUGAUAAAUCGUGGAAGAAGUUUAUACACGUGCCCAAUCAUGGUGACAUCAAAGUGGUCAUCUGUGAUAAGCAUCGAGCAAUACGCUUCAAUAUCUACUACAUUGCACAACAGCUGGAGUUCUCCGUGAAGGAUUUACGCUCACGCCUAAAGCAGCCAGAGGACGCACAACAUUUACUGCAGGAGAGUGAAAAAUUUGGUACGGCUGCACCAACAGUGGAGCAACCAACUGAUGUGGAGCCAGUACGCAGAGCACCUGAUUGCAUUCACUUCAGCGAUGACUGCGAGACGGGAUUGAAGAUCUCGUUGCGUUUGUUCCUCAAGAGUUUCGUGUUCAGCCUGCAGACGAACGAUCGACACCGGGAUUAUCUCAAGACUGAGGUGUGCAACAUGUAUGCGGAUGAUCUGAUGUUAGCCUACGAUGAUGACGAUGAGCGAAGAGAGCUGCAUCUUCAACUGCCCAAUCUACAGGUCGACAAUCAACUGUACUCCACUGGCAAAUAUGAUUUUCCGGUGUUGCUGUGCGCCCAGCAAUUGUACAAGCGCCACACGGGUUCGCCGCAGGUCUACGAUCUGGAUGCGAUCUAUCAGCGUCAAGCGCAGCGUGUGCCCAUCUCCCAGCUGUCGUUUGUCUUCUACCAGGAUGAACUGCAGCUGCAAGCCGUACGCUGUGAGCUGCAGCCACUGCGUGUCUACAUCGAGGAUGCGUAUCUCAAUCAGUUGCUGGACACACUGGUCGAGUGCGCCCCCUCCAAUUGUGUAUACACACCACAAACCGAUUGCGAACGUAUCCAAUUGGCAGGAGGUCAAACCUUGUUGCCGGAGCAAGUGGUUGCCCAGGCGCUGUACAUUGCGGAGCCACUGCGUCUGAACAGUUUCAUUGUGGAGCCACUUAGUCUGUUGCUCUCGGUGCACACAUCCUCACGUCUGUAUAUUGCAUUGGAUCAUUCGCCAUUAUCCUUCUCCCGCUAUGAGCGUCAGCAGAUUCUGACGGUGCCGCUGCGCUUUGGCCAAUCCCUGGGUCUGCACUAUUUGAGUGGAGCUAUUUUUGGCGCCGGCUGGGUGGUGGGCUCACUGGAAAUAUUGGGCAGUCCCAGUGGUCUGGCACGCUCCUUCACUACGGGACUGCGUGACUUCGUUUCGAUGCCGGUGCAGGGCCUGUUCCGGGGUCCGUGGGGUUUCUUGGUGGGCGUUACACAAGGAUCGGCUUCGCUGCUGCGCAAUGUGACGGCCGGCACGGUGAAUUCGGUGACCAAACUGGCCGGUUCUGUGGCUCGCAAUCUGGACCGUCUCACGCUCGACUCGGAGCACAUUGAGUUGACGGAGGCACGGCGCCGGGCUCGGCCACAGGGCUUUGCGGAUGGCUUAACGCAAGGCUUGACGGGAUUGGGUAUUAGUCUACUGGGCGCUGUUGGCGGAUUGGCGCAUCAUACGCUGGAAGCGCGCAGCUCAGUGGGUGUCCUGACGGGUCUAACCAAAGGCAUUGUCGGUGCACUGACCAAGCCCAUCAGUGGUGCUGCUGAAAUGUUGGCGCUCACCGGGCAAGGUGUUCUCCAUACGGUGGGCUUCAAUACGAUGCCACACCAGGUGGUGCCGAGUGUAACGCGCAAUAUGGCAUUGCAUGCCAGCUCCUAUCGUAUCUGGCGUCACCUGCCCGAACAGUUGAGCAACGAUCAGAUUCUGUUCUUCCAAGAGAUCACGCUAAUGCUGAAGGGACAAAUGCGUCCCGCGCUGCUCUUUGUCACCUCAACACUGCUGGUGAUUAUGGAGCGGCCAGGCGAUGAGCUGACAUUCAUUUUGCCAGUGCUAAAGGUGGAGGUUAUUGCGGAUCGGGAGGAUCCCUCCAAGAUGUACUUGAGUCUGAAGCAAGAGCAGGCCGAUGAUAUGGAGGGCCAGAUGAAGUACACCAAUGAGCGCAUCAUUAAUUUCCUGAACGCAUCUCGUGCUCAUGCAUUGGCCAACGAUUCGCUGAGUGAUCUGCUGCAGCUGAACGAACAAGAUCUUGAGGAUCCCGUGCGACGGCGGACGCAGUGCAUCUUCUACAUCAAGCCAAACAUUGGCGAGCAUCUAAUGCACUACUUGAAGGUCAUCAGCCAAACGCACUGAACCAACCACAAUCUGUACAGAAUUGUAUUGUUAACUAGAUGCAUACAUAUAUAAUAUUUAUUCCAUUUAGUCCUUAACGUGUCCGUGUGCCCCCACCCCGUGCAAUCUGCGCCAUUCCGCCAAGUAUUUUAAACUCCUUUACUUUUUUAUGCCAAAAAACAAAAACAAAGACAACGUGCUAAAUUCUAUGCAAAUUACAUAUUUUUGUUACCAUUUUGACGAGUUGCCCGCUUCCUUUUGGGUCGGGCAAUAAAAGUUAAAUUUCAAAAGAGACAAAAUGCAUUUAUCUCCAUUUAA
This is a messenger RNA of Drosophila grimshawi, 11757 nucleotides long. It is a transcript of the gene Vps13B, whose product is annotated as vacuolar protein sorting-associated protein 13B. The record is from RefSeq and is a predicted model, not a curated record. The transcript has 14 exons. NCBI's taxonomy places the organism in Eukaryota, Metazoa, Arthropoda, Insecta, Diptera, Drosophilidae. Bases 163 to 11460 code for a protein of 3765 amino acids.